GUAGACGCUGUCCGUUUCCCGUUGCCACAAACUGUACUUCUGACAUUAUUUGUUGUGUUUAUAACAAAAGUGUCUGACUCUUCGGAACUCAUGGACUUUCUGCCCAUCUUUUGAGCAUACUGCAGCAUCUAGGCGCCACCUUCCUCUGUGAUCCUGACAGGGAUGGGUGGAUGUGGGACCAACAACUGACGACCUGCGUGCUGCCUCUGUGUCGGAGCCCUGGUGCUGACGUCACACACGCCUCGUUUUCGGAAGGAGGGACCUCGCGGUGCUCCGGGUCAGGGGUCGUUCCCCAGGCCGCCAUGUCCCAGCCCCAGGAGGGAGAGGAGCGCGGGAAGGACAAGGAGCGGGGCGCGCGGCCCAAGGUGCGCCAGAGCCGCUCGGAGGAGAGGCGGGAAGGGGGCGCGGUCCGCAAGGGCGCGAGGGGCAAGAAGAAGGGCCGGGCGUCCCACGAGCAGGCCCUGGCGCGGCCCGUCAGCGACGGGUUCGAGUACGGGGAGCUGCUGAGCGGCCGCGAGUCCCGCGACCGGGGGUCGGGCUCGCCGCUGGGGGGGCCCAGGAGGUGGCAGGGGCCAGGGGCCGCCACGCCCGUCCUGCAGGAGGCGGGGGUCGGACGGCUAGCGCAGGGGGUGGAGGUGGGUGAAGGUGAGGAGGGCGCGGGGGCGGGGUCAGGAAAGACCGGCGCUGGCCGCUCCCUGCGGCAGAAGAUCCAGGACGCGGUGGGCCAGUGCUUCCCCAUCAAGUCCCACAGCGCCUCCUCGGGCCAGGGCCUCUCCCCCUCCGCCUCCUCCUCCUCCAACUCCAGCGCCGCCUCCCGCCGCAAGAUCCACCUGAGCGAGCUCAUGCUGGACGACUGCCCCUUCCCGGCGGGCUCGGAGCUGGCACAGAAGUGGUACCUCAUCAAGCAGCACACGGCGCCCAUCUCCCAGCCGGCCCUGCUGGACACUCUGGGCGGGGCGGCGGCGGGCAGCGGCGGCGGCGGUGGCAGCGGCGCCGGCUCCCCUCUUGCCGCCGUGGUGGAGGACGAGGAUGACCGGCUGCGGGAGCGGCGGCGGAUCAGCAUCGAGCAGGGCGUGGAGCCGCCGCCCAACGCCCAGAUCCACACCUUCGAGGUGACGGCGCAGAUCAACCCGCUCUAUAAGCUGGGGCCCAAGCUGGCGCAUGGCAUGAACGAGCUGGCGGGGGACGACCGGGCCACACUGCAGCAGCAGCAGCAGCAGCAACAGCAGCAACAGCAGCAGCAGCAGCAGCAGCAGCUCCUCCUCCAGCAGCAGCAGCAGCACCAGCUGCUUCUCCAGAGCUGCCUGGACACCCUGGACGAGGUGGCCGCCUCCUCCGCCGCCGCUGUCCCGGCCUCCUCCGGCCCCUCUGACCAAGACGCGGGGCCGCCGGGGGCCUCUGGGGCCGCGGCCGCCAGCCCUGCCAACGCGGCCACCGCCGAGGGGGACCGCCCCAAAUCCCAGGACGGCUACCGGGUCCACACACAGAUCGACUACAUCCACUGCCUGGUGCCGGACCUGCUGCAGAUCACCAACCUGCCCUGCUACUGGGGCGUGAUGGACCGCUACGAGGCGGAGACGCUGCUGGAGGGCAAGCCCGAGGGCACCUUCCUGCUGCGCGACUCGGCCCAGGAGGACUACCUCUUCUCCGUCAGCUUCCGCCGCUACGGCCGCUCGCUGCACGCGCGCAUCGAGCAGUGGAACCACAACUUCAGCUUCGACGUGCACGACCCCAGCGUCUUCCACGCGCCCACCGUCACGGGCCUGCUGGAGCACUACAAGGACCCAAACUCGUGCAUGUUCUUCGAGCCGCUGCUCUCCAGCCCCAUCCACCGCACGCGGCCUUUCAGCCUGCAGCACGUGUGCCGCGCCGUCAUCAGCAGCCGCACCACCUACGACGGCAUCGACCUGCUGCCCAUCCCCAACGCCCUCAAGGAGCACCUCAAGGAGUACCACUACAAGCAGAAGGUGCGCGUCCGGAGGCUGGACACCGGCUGGGAGUAGGCCCCUCCCCCUCCGCCUUUCCAUUCGCUCUGUGCCACACACCUCCACGCUCCUCCGCCGUCCCAUUCGCUCUGUGCCACACUC
Molecule: messenger RNA, 2087 nt
Organism: Megalops cyprinoides (Indo-Pacific tarpon)
Lineage: Eukaryota; Metazoa; Chordata; Actinopteri; Elopiformes; Megalopidae
Gene: socs9
Product: suppressor of cytokine signaling 9
Exons: 3
Coding region: 171-2003 (610 amino acids)
Biological process (GO): intracellular signal transduction; phosphatidylinositol phosphate biosynthetic process
Cellular component (GO): phosphatidylinositol 3-kinase complex
Molecular function (GO): 1-phosphatidylinositol-3-kinase regulator activity
Source: RefSeq, a predicted model, not a curated record